CUCGGCGGCCUCGGCUCGGGAGGCGGGGUAGGAGUGCGGCGUUCUUCUCUCCUCGCCACAGCCCAGGCUGUGCUCGAGUGGCGGAGAGCUUUGUCCUCGCGGGCGCAGCCGGGCGCUGACUGAUAAAUGGGUUUUUCUUCUGUGGGGAUAAAGCCAUGGCUGAAAUGAGUGAUAUCAACAUACAAAAACUAACCAUUGUUCAGCAUGCAAUAGCCUCUUGUUGUGGAGCUAUAAUUACAUCAUUAUUUGUAACUCCUCUUGAUGUUAUCAAAACUCGACUGCAAGCCCAGAGCAAUCCAUUCCAUAAAGGAAAGUGUUUUGUAUACUCCAGUGGUCUUACGAGUCAUGUAUAUGUUUGUGGACGUGGGGACAGCAAAACGUGGUAUAAAAAGCCUGGGCAUUUCAAAGGAACAUUGGAUGCAUUUGUGAAAAUUAUUCAAAUAGAGGGAAUUAAGGUGCUAUGGAGUGGGCUUUCCCCAACACUAAUAAUGGCAAUUCCUACUACAGCCAUCUAUUUUACCUGCUAUGACCAUCUGUGUGAAGCUUUGAAAAAUAGACCAGGAAAGAAUGAUGAGUAUGUUCCAGUUAUUGCAGGUUCCUUAAGCAGAUUUGGUUCUGUUACUGUGGUGAGUCCCCUGGAGCUGAUCAAAACUCAAAUGCAGUAUCGCACGUUGUCCUACAAGCAGCUGUACCUGUGUAUCAGCACCAAAGUGGCUGUGGAUGGGUGGUUCUCCCUGUGGGCAGGCUGGACUUCAACUAUUCUGAGAGAUGUACCUUUCUCAGCAAUGUAUUGGUACAAUUACGAACAUCUCAAGAAAACAAUGUGCAAGGAAGUUGGUGCAAAUGAACCUACGUUUUUUGUUUCUUUUACUUCAGGAGCAGCAUCUGGGUCUAUUGCAGCUGUCACAACUCAGCCAUUUGAUGUAGUGAAAACACAUAGGCAGACUCAACUUUGGGAGAGUGAGACCUUAAAAAUUCCACAGAAGGAUGGUAAAUCAACCUGGGCAGUUAUGAGGAAAAUUGUCGCUGGAAAUGGGAUUACUGGAUUAUUUACUGGUAUUACUCCACGGCUGUUUAAAGUUGCUCCUGCUUGUGCCAUAAUGAUCAGCACGUAUGAAUAUGGAAAGUCUUUCUUUUCUCAUUUAAAUGAAAAAAAGAAUCAACAUCCUUAAUUCUUCUUCGUCCAAUUGUAUGAAGUCAAAGUAUAUGAUAGAAGUUUUGCCAAUUUAGAUCUGUGAAGAUGCUUUUUAGAAUUCCCAGUGAAUUUCCACCAUUACAUUUGCUGGAGAGAAAAAAGAAAGGAAGAAAGAACAAAAGAAAAAAGAAAGGAAGAAGAGAAGAAAAACUGAGGCUGGACAUAGCAAUGAAGAAUAGUGACUUCCACUGGGUUAAAUUUUCAGUCAUGAUUAAACAUUUUGGUUGGGUUUUAAAAUUACAUUUAAAAAUGUUUUGUGCUUCCAAUUGAAAGACAUUUAUUUCUCAGUAAGGAGGUUGAUACAGAGUGAAUUCAAUAAAUAUUUAUUCUUGCUGCUUG
Hirundo rustica (Barn swallow) is the source of this 1534-nucleotide messenger RNA. RefSeq names its product solute carrier family 25 member 40 (gene SLC25A40). The record is from RefSeq and is a predicted model, not a curated record. The transcript has 12 exons. Bases 156 to 1172 code for a protein of 338 amino acids. Gene Ontology annotation, biological process: mitochondrial transmembrane transport. NCBI's taxonomy places the organism in Eukaryota, Metazoa, Chordata, Aves, Passeriformes, Hirundinidae.